GGCCUACCACUCCCUCUGUCCUAGUAAGUUCAAUCAGACUCCACAUUCUUCAUAUCCUAACAACGUUGACAGACGAAUGGGUAUGGUAUCAUUCAGCGGACGAUUGCAUGUUUGCGAUUGACACCAUUCGCUACAGGCAUCUAAGUGGGACGAGCAGAGAGACAAUGGAACGUUCCCUGCUUCGCUGGAGCCUUGAUACUGUCUAACUGUACCAUGAUGGAACAUUUAAUAGUACCAGAUGUCUACAAAUGUCUAUCAUGUUAUCCAGUGAGCACAUGAUCACGUGAGGGAGUCGAUGGCGUUGUGUCGCUGAAUUCACAACUCCCAUCGACGGCCAACUUCGCGAGCCCCGGAAUGAUGGACAGCGUAAACUUGGCCGCCCUCACUGAAAAUGCAGCGAGGCUUGGAAUGCGCAUACAGGAGACGUUGCACGAGCACACUCGCGAUCUGUCGAUUGCAAGGGGUGGAGCGUCCCUAUUCGACAUGCCCGACGACAAAAACAUCGGCCGGCAGCUUGAGUUCGGUAGUGAUCGCGAGAGGCUUGAGGCUAUGAAGCGUCUCAUUGCGCUCACAUCUAAAGGCCGGAAUGUGUCGAACUACUUUCCUCAGGUAGUCAAGAAUGUCGCUUCUCAAGACCUGGAGAUUAGAAAACUCGUAUAUAUUUAUCUCCUCCGCUAUGCUGAACACGAGCCCGAUCUUGCAUUGCUGUCCAUCAACGCUUUCCAGAAGGACUUGACUGACCCUAGCCCGCUCAUCAGGGCGAUGGCGUUGCGUGUUUUGAGUGGCAUCAAAGUCCCCAUGAUAGGUCAUAUCGUCAUUCUUGCUAUCAAGAAGUGUGCUGCAGACCCCAGUCCGCAUGUCCGCAAGGCUGCUGCUCUAGCCAUUCCCAAGGCACACUGGCUAGAUCCCUCUCAGCAACCCACGCUCAUCACCGUUAUACAGUCACUCCUUCAGGAUCAUUCCCCACUUUCGAUAGGCAGCGCAGUCAUUGCGUUCGAGUCGGUGUGUCCAACGCGGUUGGAUCUUUUGCACCAACAGUACAGGAGGCUAUGCAGAAUGCUUGUGGAUGUAGACGAGUGGGGACAAGUCAAUCUUCUCAAUCUCUUGCUGAGAUAUGCGCGUACGAUGCUUCCAAAACCCACCAUCGCUGGUGAUGCCGGCUCAGAGUCAGAAGACCUCGAUAAGGACUUGCAGUUGCUACAGUCCUCAGCAGAACCAUUGUUUCACUCCAGGAAUCCAGCCGUGGUCCUUGCUACUAUCCGUGUGUUUUAUUACAUAGGCAGCCCGUCAUCCUUGUGCAAAGUUGUCAACCCUCUGCUCCGAAUCCAGCUUAUCUCGAAGGAGACGGAGCGAAUCGUUCUUCCCUAUAUUUCAGCUAUAGUACACGAAUAUCCACAUUUUUUUUCAUCGCACUACGCUCGCCUUCUGGUUUGUACCAACGAUCCACAACAGGUGAAGAGAGAUAAGAUUAAGAUUCUUCUGAAUCUUUGUACCACUGAGAACCACCAAGCGCUACUGCGUGAGUUCAUUGAUUAUGCCGAUGAUCCAGAUGAUCUCGUGGUCGGUGAUGCCAUUCAUGCUGUCGGCCAAUGUGCACAACGCGUACCCACUUGCGCUCGGCAGUGUAUCUCGGCACUCCUAGCUAUGAUAAGGAGUCGGAACGACACUAUCAUCAGCAACGCCAUCGUAGUCCUCAAGCUUCUCGUCCAGAACCAGCUCCAUGAAAACCCCUCAGAAAGAGAAUCACGUUCACAAGAUCCUCUUAAGAUCAUUACGCAAUUAGCACAGAGGAUCGACGAUAUUAAACACCCACGGGCGCGGGCAUGUGUACUCUGGUUAACUGGCCAGUAUUGUCCUUCAGGAGGAGGGGGUACUGUUAUCGAUGGGAUCGCUGAUUGGGCGCCUGACGUACUAAGAAAGGCAGCUAAGUCAUUCAUUGCAGAAGAUUCCAUCGUGAAAACGCAGACUUUGACCCUUGCUGCCAAGUUGUUUGUUCUCUGUCCUAGUGACCACAGGCUAGAGCUUUUGUGUCGUUAUGUGUUUUCGUUGGGCAAAUACGACUUGAGUUAUGAGGUUCGGGAUCGAACCCGCAUGCUCACCUCGCUGCUCUCUGGCGUACUGCCAUCAGUAAACGGACCGCAACCUGAAAAUUCGAUGGGGGAAGGGGUCGUCUUGCGCAGGGAGCAGGUCAAGAAAGUGUUGUUUGAGGGGAAGGCAGGAACAGCGGAUAAUACCUCACUCACUGUAGGCCACAACUAUCUUAUCGGCACUCUCAGUCUAGUUAUCGGGAAAGACAUGCAUGCCGAUAGUUUCCUACCAGAGUGGCUCGAAGCAGGGAUCGACCCGGCACUACGCGAAAAUAAGGAGGAUACGUCCACUGCGCCGGCUUUACGGUCAAUAGCCUCAGUGUCGUCAUCUCACCCAGCGGGCACAGCAGGUAUCACACCAAUCGUCCUUACUCCUACUAACUCAACACCCACCAACACUGCGAGGGAAACAUGGAAGGACCUCGAUAGCUUCUACGCGAGCGAUAGCGAACAGAGCGAGCCAGAGAGUACCUCUGAUGAACACAGACGCGAAGGUGGGAAAGAAGAAGACAAUCAUAACGAUAGCGAGGACGAUGAUAGUGACGACGACGGCGAAGAAAGUGGAAACAAAAGCGGAGAGGAGGCCGAAAGAUGGAAUUCAUCACAAGAAAGCUGAUUCUCUUAUACACGAGCAUCCUCGGGGAGUUUAUAAUACAGAGGCUAGGAUGAUAUAAUUCAGCGAAGCAGAAGGUACGGAAGAUACUGGAUGAUACUUACUGUGCCAAAGACAUGAUAGUAGUGGCCGUUCACCCCUCCUUGCCGCUCAUCACCAUAGUACUCCAUUGGCAGCCACUGACAGUCUGUAAGUACUUUAGAGAGGUAGGGAGAAUUAAAUUACAGA
This is a messenger RNA of Pisolithus orientalis, 2928 nucleotides long. RefSeq names its product adaptin N terminal region-domain-containing protein. Bases 355 to 2703 code for a protein of 782 amino acids. Gene Ontology annotation, biological process: intracellular protein transport; vesicle-mediated transport. NCBI's taxonomy places the organism in Eukaryota, Fungi, Basidiomycota, Agaricomycetes, Boletales, Pisolithaceae. The transcript has 9 exons. The record is from RefSeq and is a predicted model, not a curated record. Gene Ontology annotation, cellular component: membrane coat.